AUGGUUAAAAAACAGGGCAAGAAGAGUGCUUCCGCCUCAAAAGAACCAACAAACCCAUUAUACGCAAAGAAAGAACGUAACCUCAGAAUUGGAGGCAGCAUACAGCCAAAGCGCGAUCUUUAUCAUUAUCUUCGUUGGCCUGAGUACAUUCAACUUCAACGAAAGAGAAGUGUUCUUUUAUCACGCCUUAAGGUCCCACCACCAAUUAAUCAGUUCAGAUCUACUUUUGACGUCUAUUAUUUUAUAAAAAAAAAAAUUAUUUAGGAUUUUUUUAUAUUUUUUUAAAAAAAUUAAUUACAGGGAAUAUAAAUAAAUUAGCAGCCCUUUUGACAAAGCACAAGCUAUGGCUCUUUUCAGACUCCUUGCUAAAUACAGACCAGAAUCCCGUGCAGAGAAAAAGAAAAGACUUGAAGCUGAAGCCAAAGGUGAAGGACAAAAAACUAAGCCAUUUUUGCUUAAAUACGGGCUUAACCAAAUCACCAGUCUUGUAGAAAGCAAAAAAGCCAAGCUUGUAGUGAUUGCCCACGACGUAGAUCCUAUUGAGCUCGUUCUUUGGCUUCCACAGCUGUGCAGAACUAUGGAUGUCCCAUACUGCAUUGUAAAAGGAAAAUCAAGACUCGGCACUUUAACCCACAAAAAGACAUGUACAGCAGUAGCCCUUACAGAAGUAAGAAAAGAAGACGUCCAUGAUUUGGAACUUAUCACAAAAAAUGCUAGAUCUCUUUUCAACGAAAAUCCUGAUGUUGCCAAGUGGGGUGGUGGUAUUCUUGGAGUCAAAAGCCAACAAAGAAUUGAAAGAAAAGAAAAAUUGAUAGCCCAAGAAGCUGCUAAAAAAGCUGGUCUUUAA
Molecule: messenger RNA, 847 nt
Organism: Blepharisma stoltei
Lineage: Eukaryota; Ciliophora; Heterotrichea; Heterotrichida; Blepharismidae
Source: the annotation of a GenBank genome assembly